Aureobasidium pullulans EXF-150 is the source of this 699-nucleotide messenger RNA. Its product is annotated as concanavalin A-like lectin/glucanase. The transcript has 3 exons. Gene Ontology annotation, biological process: carbohydrate metabolic process. The coding region runs from base 1 to 699 and encodes 232 amino acids. Gene Ontology annotation, molecular function: hydrolase activity, hydrolyzing O-glycosyl compounds. NCBI's taxonomy places the organism in Eukaryota, Fungi, Ascomycota, Dothideomycetes, Dothideales, Saccotheciaceae. The record is from RefSeq and is a predicted model, not a curated record.
AUGCUCGGGGGUCAUACCCUAGUUUACCUCGACUUGACAAAAUCCGCAUGCGGUUGUCUUCCUUUGGGCUUGUCAAUCAGCAACUACGGCAUUACCGCCGACCCGGAAGACGAAGAACAUCCUUUUGAUCAGUUCUAUGGAGUCAAGAAUGUUGUUUUGAAGCGAGGCAGACCUUUGCAGUUGAGGGUACCUGGAGGCCAGACGCAGUCGCCAAUUCAAGGAGCCGAGUUCACCACCGCUUACGACGACAUUCUAUUCGCAUCUGUACGAACAGUAGCGAAAGUCAGCAAUGUGGCAGGAACAUGCCAUGGCUUCUUCUUCUACAAAUCCGACACCCAAGAAAUCGACAUAGAGAUCCGCACAUCCUUCCCCACCACCCUCUUCCUCACAAACCAAAAAUUCUCACCCAAAGCCCUAACCUCAACCUUUGACACCAAAUCACCCCUUGACAUGACUUCCGACUUCCACGAAUACAGAUUCGACUGGUUGAAAGGUGUCACCAAGCUCUAUGUGGAUGGCAAAUUCGUGGGGUCGUUGAGGAAGAAUGUGCCGACGAUGCCUGGGUCGAUGGUUUGGAAUAACUGGGCGAAUGGGGGCAGUUGGAGUGGUGGGCCGCCGGAGAGGGAUAGUGUGCUUGAGACCAGGUCGAUUGAGAUGUACUAUAAUAGGACUAGUGUUAUUGGUGUUAAUUGUAAGUAG